CCCACCAACCAAUCUAAAGCCACUCUUCACUUCAAUAUCAUCGCCACCAUCACAACCCAACAACAAACUCAAGUAAAGUCACACACAAUCACACAAACUCCAUCAACCAAAAACAGAAAAAAAAACACCAAACCAAACCUUCCAUUUCCUCAUACCACAUUCUCAUUACUACAAUUCAACUCAAACCACUUUUCAGUUUUGAUCUCAAAAAUGGUCAAAACCUGAAAACAAAACACAAAACACAACACUCAAACAUCAACUACAUUCUCAAUCCCAUCAUAAUCAUGGCUUCAAUCUCAGGCAUUUGUUCUUCCUCCCCAACACUCAACAAGUACCAAAACCAAACCCCUUCUUCCACUUCUUUCUCAAUACGGCGUCGUACGCACCUCCUCCCCACUUUCCCGACCCGCACCAAACUCCCCCUUACCCGCUCCGUCGCCCGUGAAGCUCCGGCGGACCUCUCCGCCGUCACAAAACACCGCCUCGAGAAGAACCCUGCUGCCCUAUGGCAGCGCUACGUUGACUGGCUCUACCAGCACAAGGACCUGGGGCUCUACAUCGAUGUCAGCCGGGUCGGGUUCACCGACGAGUUUCUGCUCGAGAUGGAGCCCCGGUUCCAGGCGGCGUUUCGCGCCAUGGCGGAGCUUGAAAAGGGUGCUAUUGCUAAUCCUGAUGAAGGACGCAUGGUGGGUCAUUACUGGCUCAGGGACUCGACUCGUGCACCCAAUUCGUUCCUCAAGGCGAAGAUUGAUGACACCCUUGAUGCCAUUUGUAGGUUCGCCGACGAUAUCGUCUCCGGUAAGAUUAAGCCUCCUUCAUCGCCCGAGGGUCGUUUCACUCAGAUACUUUCUGUUGGGAUUGGUGGUUCUGCUCUUGGACCGCAGUUUGUUGCGGAGGCACUAGCGCCCGAUAAUCCUCCUCUCAAGAUAAGAUUUAUUGACAACACAGAUCCUGCUGGAAUUGAUCACCAGAUUGCACAACUUGGCUCUGAGCUAGCUUCGACCCUUGUGAUAGUGAUUUCAAAGAGUGGAGGUACCCCUGAGACCAGAAAUGGCUUAUUAGAAGUACAGAAGGCCUUUCGUGAAGCAGGAUUGAGUUUCCCAAAACAGGGUGUUGCGAUAACACAAGAAAAUUCUUUGUUGGACAAUACUGCAAGAAUUGAGGGCUGGUUAGCUAGAUUUCCCAUGUUUGACUGGGUUGGAGGCAGAACGUCAGAGAUGUCUGCAGUUGGCCUGCUUCCAGCAGCUCUUCAGAGCAUUGACAUUCGAGAAAUGAUUGCUGGUGCAUCAUUGAUGGAUGAGGCAACCAGGAGCACUGUGAUAAGGAACAAUCCUGCAGCUUUGCUGGCUUUAUGUUGGUAUUGGGCUACAGAUGGUGUUGGAUCAAAGGAUAUGGUUAUCCUUCCAUAUAAGGAUAGCAUGUUAUUAUUUAGUAGAUACUUGCAGCAACUGGUCAUGGAAUCUCUUGGCAAGGAAUUUGACUUGGAUGGUAACCGGGUUAAUCAAGGACUUAGUGUCUAUGGAAAUAAAGGAAGCACAGAUCAGCAUGCCUACAUUCAGCAACUGAGGGAAGGUGUGCACAAUUUCUUUGCGACAUUCAUUGAAGUGCUACGUGACAGACCACCUGGUCAUGAUUGGGAGCUCGAACCAGGUGUUACUUGUGGCGACUACUUGUUUGGUAUGCUACAGGGAACAAGGUCAGCACUGUAUGCUAAUGACCGUGAAUCGAUCACAGUCACAGUGCAAGAAGUGACACCUAGAUCAGUUGGAGCUCUUAUUGCACUCUAUGAACGAGCAGUUGGGAUAUAUGCCUCAAUUGUCAACAUAAAUGCUUAUCAUCAACCUGGUGUGGAAGCUGGUAAGAAAGCAGCAGGAGAAGUAUUAGCACUUCAGAAGCGGGUAUUGACAGUGCUAAAUGAGGCUAGCUGCAAGGAGCCUGUUGAACCAUUAACACUUGAAGAAGUAGCUGACCGUUGCCACGCUCCAGAAGAUAUUGAAAUAAUUUACAAGAUUAUUGCUCAUAUGGCUGCCAACGAUAGAGCACUAAUUGCGGAAGGUAGCUGUGGUUCUCCGCGGAGCAUCAAGGUUUUUCUUGGCGAGUGUAAUGUUGAUGAACUGUAUGCUUGAGUUAGACUAAACGGAAAUCCACAUCCCAUGAUGUUUAUUGAUGUGUUUGGAUACCCAUCAAAAGAAAGGAAGCAGGUUCCAAUAAGUUGUUUUGGUUGUUGAAUCAUUCCAUCUUAAAUUAAAAUGAUUUUUGUUUUUGUUGAGUCAAACUUUUGAAAGGGUGGUUGAGUUUGUUUAUCUGAAAAGAGUCAUGUUAACCACAUUUGAAUACCAUAUAACCAAAUGGAGAACAAGGGACGUAACAUGUAAUUAAAUAAGGUGGUUUGGCCUUUUACCAUAAUUGGUGAGUGAAAGAAUCAAGAAUUCAUGAUGCACCUUUUGUGCAUAAAUUUA
Lotus japonicus is the source of this 2459-nucleotide messenger RNA. Its product is annotated as glucose-6-phosphate isomerase 1, chloroplastic-like. Bases 285 to 2126 code for a protein of 613 amino acids. Gene Ontology annotation, cellular component: cytosol. Gene Ontology annotation, molecular function: monosaccharide binding; glucose-6-phosphate isomerase activity; carbohydrate derivative binding. NCBI's taxonomy places the organism in Eukaryota, Viridiplantae, Streptophyta, Magnoliopsida, Fabales, Fabaceae. Gene Ontology annotation, biological process: gluconeogenesis; glucose 6-phosphate metabolic process; glycolytic process. The record is from RefSeq and is a predicted model, not a curated record. The transcript is spliced from 14 exons.